Tetrahymena thermophila SB210 is the source of this 3780-nucleotide messenger RNA. RefSeq lists its product as hypothetical. Lineage: Eukaryota; Ciliophora; Oligohymenophorea; Hymenostomatida; Tetrahymenidae. The record is from RefSeq and is a predicted model, not a curated record. The transcript has a single exon.
AUGAGUUUAAAAACUACUUAUGAGGACUUGUAUAAUAUUUUAAACUCUCAAGGCAUUAAUUAAUUUAAAAGCAACUAAUAGACAAAACUUAAUAUUAGCACAAAUGAAAACAAUCUGAGCACUUAAAACGAAUCAGAUUAAAACACUCAACAAUAGUAGAAUUACAGCAAUAAGCUUUCAAUACCUAAUACAAAUAAAUUUAACAGAAAUUCGUUUGGAAUUGAUGAAAUAUUUUAUUCAUAUUAAAAGAGAUUCUAAAAUGUAUUUUAUUUGAUAGAGCAAAAGCUAAAUUUUUUAAAACACCAAGUUUUCUCAUUUAGGUCUUUGCAAAUCAAGGAUGCUUUAAGGUAGAAUAAAGAAUAACAAAAUAGCAUGCAUGAAUAAUCUAAUAUAUAGUGUAACAGCACAAAUCAAAACGGUGAAUCCGAACAAUUUAAGCUGUAGAUAAUUAGAAAAGAGAUAUGUAAAGAAAAUUUAAUAACAGAAAAGCAAGCGUUUGAAUAAAAUAUUUUGACGAAAUUGAAGGAAUUUUAUAACCAUUUUGUCUUUUUGUGUAAAUAAGAUUUAGACAUUAUUGAAGUCGAAUAGAAAGUCUUAAAAAAAUAUUUCUCUGUAAAGGCAGAUUCUGAAAAAUUGAAGAUGAUUGUAGUUAGCUUAACUAACUAAAUUAUUAGUGAGAAUUUUUUAAUUUACAAUAAUCUGCUUAAAUACAAAUUUCUCGUUGAGGCUAAUGAGUUUUUAUAAAAAUAAAUAUUGUUUAGAAAAAAACUGCAGGAAAUGAUUGCUGAUAAAAACCAGAUCUUGAAUUCUAUAAUUUUGUAUUUAAUUAACUUUUCUAGAUCAGCUUUUUUAUUUGAGAAGGAAUAAUCUGAAAAAAUAAUUGUUUAGAAGCUGCAGUACUACAAACAGCUAGAGUAAUAAAUCUAGCAAGUUGUUAAACAACAAUCAAUAUCACAAUCAUAAAAUAUAUUAGAUUCUUAGACAAACUAUAUGGGUAAUGCAUAGAAAGCUUAACAAUAUUGUAAUGCUUAACUAGAUAUAUGUAACACUGAGAAUAAUGUAUAAAAUAAUUUAGAAUCUCAGCUAAUAAAUGAUAUUAAUAGCGAAUACUAAAAAGAAAAAAAUAAGAAAUAAUGUAAUAACAAAUAAGCAUAAUAAUAGGAUAAUAAUAUGGUUUAAUCUUAUCAAUGCCAGUCACUUUCACCUAGAGUUCUUUAAAAUAACUCUUAACGCCCAUCCCUCUUUUUUAAGUAAAUAAAAAAUGAGAAAAACAUUAGCGAUAAUUAUGAUUUAUAUUCGCUGGCAAAUAAUUCUGAAAAUCAAAAGCAAAAAUAAGAUAUGAGAUGCAAUUAAAACUUUUCAAAUUUAAAUGAUUAACUAUCAAAGAUUUUCUUUGAUGAAAAUUAGAGUAACCAAAAUUGCAUGCUCUAGUAAGAUAAUUUAAUGAAGUAGGGCAGAAGUUAAAGUCUGUACAAUUAAAAGGCUUAAUAAGAGCCGUUUAAUAACUAAAUUGAAGAAAUAUUUGAUUAAAACAUUUUAAACAAUACCUAUAAAAAACAAUAAAAUAUAAAAUUUUAAACUUAAAAUUCAGGUCAUGAGAAUUUUUCAUUGUCACCUAUUUCUUCUAGUAGCAGGUCUUUUCUAAAGCUACCCAAACUUUAGCAACCUCUUUAAAUUUUAAAUUCUUUUGUAAAAAAAAUAAAUGAUAAUUCAUAGAAUGAGUCUCCUUAGACAAUACAUAAUAAUUUUAAUAAAAGAGAAAGUUUAGUACAUACUAAUGAAUCAGAAUCUUUUAUUGGUAAUUAAUAAACUAAUUUGAGUGAAAUUUAGACAAGCAAAAGUAUUAAUUUUGAUAAUUAGAUUUAUUAUUAAAAUGAACAAAGUAACCUUAAAGGUGGCAACCCUUCUAGCUCAAAGGAUUUUAAAAGUAGUUUGCAGCAUAAAGAGCUUUAUUUUUCUAAUCAGAGUUUUUAACAAACAUAAGCUUCUUCCACACCUUCCAUUUCAAAAAGCGAAUACUUCUUUUCUAUUUAAAGCUAAUUAAAAAAAACAGAUUUAAUAAAUAGCAAAGACUUUAGACGCUUAACAUUUACAGCUUCUAACCACUAUAAAAAAAAAUGGAAAAUUUAAUAAAAGUGUAACUUUGACGAUUACUCACAGUUAGAUUGUUAAUAUCAUCACCUCGCCUGUCAAUAAAUUUUAAAUUCAAUAGAAAUUUUAAAUGAUAAAAAAAUUUUUUUGGAAAAAAUGUAUACAAACUUGAUAAAAACUAAUUCUUACAUUUCUUAAUCAAUAAAAUCUUAUCUCUAACAAAUACCAAACAAAGUAAGAAAGAAUUCUUAUGCAAAAUCAAUUUAAUCUUUUCAAAAUAUUAAUGCUUCGUAACAAAAUGCUACUAAUGAGAGUAAAUUAAAUACUCCUGUUUAAGAUUGUAGCAUUAUAAUUAAAGUUAAUUAAAUGAACAAUAAAGCAUAAAUAAAUCAAAAUAACUCAGACACUCCUUCAAGAGCAAUAUAAAAUAAACCUUAUUCCAAUUUGCAAGUCAUUUAAAAAUCUUUUUCCAAUUCUGUUAUAAAAAUGUAAGCAAACAGUGAUUCUAACUCAAAAUAAAAUAAAAUAAAAACAAAUUAGGCCAAGCUUAUUAACUUAGCUGUGGUAACGACCCCAAAAAGUAAUUCUAGAUAAAGGCAACCAGGUGUGUAAAACUGCCUAAGUUUAGUUAAUUAAAGCGAAAGUCCUUUCUUCUCUAAAAGUUUUACCAAAAAAUUAAAUGAGGAAAUUUUACAAUAAAGCAACUUAAAAAAGUUCAGUGAUGAAACGUUCUUAGAACAAAAAACUAACGAAAAAUAAUAAUCGUUAUUGAUAACUAAAAGCAAUUCAGUUUUACUUAAAAAACAUUCAGACACUCUAAUCUCUGAAUCAUAAUCUGUUCAUCAAACAAAUUCACCAAAUACCAUAAAAAGUUUAAAAGAUAAAUUGAUAAGAAUUAAAACGAUUUUUGAUAAAUAACCGCCACCUCCUCCUACUAUAUAACAAAAAUAAAAACAAUUUUAAAAUUAGUAAUUAAAAAACAAUUAGGUAUAGUAGCAACAUAUGUCAAUUGAUGAUCUAAUUGAGCCUUUAAUCUUUAAAUAAAAUAUAUUUAACACUUAAGAAUUGCCUCUACAAUAAAAUGAUUAACAUUUUAAAAAACGAUAACAAUCACCAAAUAGCCUAAUGAAGUCUGCUACAACUAAUUCAAUUGAGUAAAUCAACUCAUUUAGCAAGAAUUCUCCCAAUUAGAGAAUUUAAUUUAUAUUUUUAAAAGAGCCAAACAACAAAUUGAAUUAAGGCUAGAAAGAAGCUAGCUAAGAUAUAAGAGUCUAAGCCUAAAAUGGAUAGUCCUCAACUCCUAGAAACCUAAAUAAUAAUAUGAUGAAUUUCUAUAGUAAUGCAAAUGCCAACAAUAGUAGUUUAAAGCUUUAAAACUAUAAAAGUAGUUUACAAAAUUUAUAAAUUUCACCAUAUCCAGUUAAAAAGUAAAAAAAUGAAAUUUAUAACAACCUUUAACCUAAAAACACUAAAAAUGAUUCAUUAAUAAUUAGUAGACAGUUUUCAGAAAAUAGUAUUCAAAAAAUGAGUGCUAAAAACUACUUAGAUAUUUCAUACAUACAAAUGAAUAGCUAAAAUAAUAACUUAAAAGAUGAUAACGAAGCAUUCAAAGAUUAGAAGUUUAACUAAAAUUUUAGAAAUAAGCUCUAGAUUUUUAAUAAAAAAUUAAACAAUUAAAAUAUUAAAUGA